AUGUACAAUAGAAUCCUUAAAGCAGCUGCCAAACCUUUGGAAACCCCGGAGGUGACCGAAAUCCUUGAAAAACAGUUAGCAGGAUGGUGUCUUAGGUCCCAUAAUGAUGUGCCUGCGAUCGAAACAUCUAUCAAGCUUAAAGAUUUUGAGACCACCAGUUCUUUCAUCAAUCAAGUCAAUUUGAGGUCACAUCUCUUAGGUCACCACCCUACUAUUCAAUACACCUACAAUAACGUGAAGAUUAUCUUGCAAACACAUGAUGCAAAUGCCGUUACCGAUGUUGACAUCACUAUGGCAAAGAAGAUCAAUAGCUACAUUAAAAGAUACCAAUAA
Molecule: messenger RNA, 333 nt
Organism: Saccharomycopsis crataegensis
Lineage: Eukaryota; Fungi; Ascomycota; Saccharomycetes; Ascoideales; Saccharomycopsidaceae
Gene: MCO14
Product: 4a-hydroxytetrahydrobiopterin dehydratase
Exons: 1
Coding region: 1-333 (110 amino acids)
Biological process (GO): tetrahydrobiopterin biosynthetic process
Molecular function (GO): 4-alpha-hydroxytetrahydrobiopterin dehydratase activity
Source: RefSeq, a predicted model, not a curated record